CAUGUGUGUUUGUUUUCUUCUCUAUUUGCUCUUAAUGAAGAAGACGAGAGUGACUUACAGGUUACGACUUGGCUACAGUAACUUUUUUUUUCCCUCGGUAAUGGUUGCUUCACAAGGUGAGGAGUUACAAUAAUUGGGGGUCGUUUUUUCCACCUGCUGGCUGCUUUUACCAUACCGUUUUCCAGAUCGAGAGUUUAUGGCGGUGACAGAGAACAAUAAUAAUAGACAGUUACCAAUUAGGUUAUUUACUCAAGGGACAGAGCCGAUGCCUAGGAAGAUUUUGAAUUGCCAAUCUCAGAAAGAAAAGAUGCCUAAGGUUUCCACAAAACUAGGAGCUGAUGCGUUGGUCAACUUGAGGAAUUCGUGUCUAGGAGUAUUUGUGGAGUUUUACGAAGCUGACUUUGUCUUUGCUGGGAGGAUUGUGCAGCACUUGCUUAUCCGUCAACUUGUCGUCCAGGAACCGUACGAAAUAUGGUGUUUGUUGGGAGACCAUCCAGUUAGGUUUUCGCUCAAUGAAUUCAGACAUCUCACUGGACUAAACUGCGAGGAACUCCCACUGGAUGAUGAUGAUGAUGACGAUGAUGGCGUAAUAAACCACCAAACUGAGUUCUGGACGAUGCUCAAGUUACCGCCUAACAAAGGUCCAAGUUGGGAAAACUUGGCUAGGUCGUUGGAUGAGUGCAGUGUUUGGUCUGUUGAGGACAGGACUAAGCUUGGAUUGUUGUGUUUUUGUCUACGUGUGUUUUUGCAAAGGACCGGGGAGGUCGGAUUCCAGUUUCAAUUGCUAAGAAGGUGCUAAGCAGAGAUACAUUUGACAUGUAUCCUUGGGGGAGACUGGCGUUUUUGCAUCUGAUUCGCGCUAUCAAAUCAGCGGAUUUAGACAAAUACAGCCUUGUUAUGGAUGGAUUCGUCCAGGUUUUGCAAGUGUGGGGAUACUGGGCGUUCCACCGUUUAGAAGAGACAUUUGGAAAUAAAAGAGAGUGCGAGGGCGUGGAACUAACAAGAUGGAAAGGUGGAAGGCCUGAUAGUAAGAAGACAUUUGACUUGGACCAGUUACUAUUGGAAGAUAUGAGAGAAUAUGGGAAGGUUCGCGUAACGCACAUGCAUUAUCAACGUGGAGAUUUGAUUAUUCCUAAAUGGGGAAACGAAGCUCAUGAUCCUUCGGUUCAUUGCAUGAUUAAAACUGUUCUGAGUCUUGGCGACCGCUUCAAGCCGACAGAUUGGUCUACCGAGGGAAUGAAAGUUGGAAAUCCUCAGCCGAAGAGAAAGGCUUCCGUCAGUCAAAGGUUAUGCGACUCUUCUGGAGUUCAUGAGGCAUGCGGUUCUCAAACUUCGACCAAGACCAGAAGGAAACGAGGCAAUAAUGUUAAACGCAGAAAUGUUGCUGGCAACGCGAGUUUGGUAGCAACACAAUCUGAGGAAUCAAAUGACUUGUGGAAUUUGUCUCUCAGUUCGUAUCGAGCCAAGAUAAGAACUGAAGACAGUGGCAUGUCGGUGUGCCAUGUUUGUAAGUGCAAGGUUAAAUUCUGAACGCCCUGUCUUCUAGAAAAACCAGCUUUGAGCUUUAUGUUUUGGAGAUCAGAAUAUAUAAUCUCUUAUCUCACCUUUCUGUUUAAGAUAUUUGUAGACCUCUGAACGUAACCUUAAAAUUAGAUAUGUUUAAUUGGA
Camelina sativa (false flax) is the source of this 1668-nucleotide messenger RNA. NCBI's taxonomy places the organism in Eukaryota, Viridiplantae, Streptophyta, Magnoliopsida, Brassicales, Brassicaceae. The record is from RefSeq and is a predicted model, not a curated record.